UUUCAAUAAAACAAAGUUUUGUUCUUGUCUUCUUCACAAGAGAAGAGAUAUGUCUCUCUUACUCUGUUUUUCUUCUCUCUCUCAAUAAUCCAACAUGGUAUCAGAGCCGAUGGUUGUCCUUGGUUGUCUCUACAAAAAUAAGAUGUCUUCUGCUGCGAAAAGAAAAAGAGAGAUGGAGACAACAAAUCUAUGGUGAGAUGAAGAGGAAGAAGAAGAGGGAAGAAGAAGAAAUAAGAGGUGGUAACAAGAGAAAGUACCAUCAGUUUUCACAAACACAUUCACAUGAAGUACCUUCAAGAGGAAGGCUCCAAAAGCGAUGAAGAAGAUAGGAAAUCUUCUCUAGAGGCAAUGGAGAAAACGAAUGUGGAUUUGGAGUUGUGGAAGGAGAGUUCUGAAAAUUUGUUCAACAACGUCUUGGUGAAGCGCAAGACGGGAAAGCCGCUGUUGUAACAAACUGAGCAAGGCUUAUUAUCAAAACGUUGUGUUGAGUUGUGAAGAUGACUACAACACGAAAACGUGGAGAAAAGUUUGCUUCAAAAGGAAGAAACAAACGGGGCGACAAAAGUCAAAAGAAGGCCAAGAAAUAGUGUGACUUUUGUACGUGUGACGAUCACAUUGAGGUGAUUGUUGGAGAAAGCAACACAGAGAUGUUAGCUUGCCUACGAGUGUGAAGCUGCUUACCUAAGAGAGAGGGAGCAGAGUUCAGUUCGGUUGCAAAGAUAGCCGACGAAGACGUGAAGAGAUUUUCACGCACAAGACGUCAAAAAGACGUGGAGGUGAUCAAAAGAGGACACCAUAAGAGGAUGCUUACCUCGGAGAAAAAUGGAGCA
Molecule: messenger RNA, 830 nt
Organism: Arabidopsis thaliana (thale cress)
Lineage: Eukaryota; Viridiplantae; Streptophyta; Magnoliopsida; Brassicales; Brassicaceae
Exons: 1
Coding region: 283-450 (55 amino acids)
Source: RefSeq, marked reviewed